GGCGGAGGAGGAAGAGGAGGAGGAGGAGGAGGAGGAGGGGACGAGGUGGUGCGAGCGUGGCGAGAAGGAAAAACACGUUUCGCGAGGCAACGUCUCGUCUCGCGUCAAGAGUUCCGGCUGAAGAUAUUCGUUGUCGGUGUCAUUGGCUGUGUUCGUUCCGCGCGCCGUACGGCGCAAAUUUUGCGCUGCGCGGAACUCGUCCGAUCGACGACAGUGAGAAAGACGAGAAAAGGAGUUUUAAAACAGAAACGUGAGUGCGCAGAGAGAAAGAGGAAUUUGUUAUCGUCGUGCGCUGUACUAACGGCGAGCGCCAACGAACGAGCGGAGAGGACGUGUCAGCUGGUUAGGUUUUGCGCCAAGAGGAAUCAUUCUCAAGUGGGAGCGAGACAGUGAGAAGCACACGACGAAAUGGGAGACGGAGAAAUGGCGCUGGUGCCAGGUGUUCAGUAUGGUUUAUCAUCGCACGACAAUUUUGACGAACACAAGUCUCUAAUCUUCGCAAAACUCACCGAUUCAUCGUAUCGUGCCAUCCAAGAAUACCUCAAGAAUCGGCAUAAGAUUAUCGAGAAACCUAAAAUACAGUUCCUACAAAAUGAAGGGAAACUCAGCAUUCCAUCCAUCCAUGGAAUUAUCGGAUUCACCUUUAGUCUUUCCAGCAAUCAGGACAUCGAGGGUCCUCAAGGCGGCUUCGAAUGCGUCCGACAAACCGGCCCUAAAAGUCUGGAGAGCCUCGGCGCCAUACCGUACAAAAUGCGAAUACAGGCAAACGACGACGUUUACGAGACCACCAGGCACAGAAUGGCGGUCGCCGAAGAGAAUAACAAGAAUAAAUGUACGAGGGUGAUCAAAGCGAACGGUCCAGAUAUCGGACGCAAGGUGAAAGUGCAAGUACCCGGAAGGACGAUACCACUUCCGUCAUCGCAUGCAAAGCAUUGGGAAUCUACGACGAGCAUUCCAACUUCCGGCAGCAAUCAACACAGAACGUCAACCAACAAACCGACCGCUAGCAAUAGUAGUAAUAGUAAUCAUGUAGCGGCGACUCGCAGUCCGGAGAAAAAAGUUUCCGAUAUUAUGCGCAGGCCACUCAAAGAAAGACUUAUCCACGUCCUUGCUUUGAGGCCCUACAAGAAACCUGAACUUUAUGAUCGUAUCAAUAAAGAGGGUUUAAGGGAGCGAGAACGACCCAUCAUGACGACGAUCCUGAAGCAAGUGGCUUACAUGCGCGACAACACGUAUCAUCUACAGAGGCAUAUUUGGAACGAUGUGCAAGAGGAUUGGCCUUUCUAUACAGAGCAAGAGAGGACAAUGCUCAGGAGGCGGAAACCUCAAAACCUUACGCCACCCGGCUCGAGUGAUGGUUCCAGCGGCAGUGGUCAAUCGCCCAAUUCCAUCCACGCGGGUUCACCGCCGGCGAUCACAGCACCCCCGCCUAGCUUGCUGAACAAUAAGAGACCGGGGUAUUACCAGGGUAGCGAUGGAUUACCAACCAAGAAACCACGAAUAUCGCACUAUAAGAAACCCGAACCUAUCUCCUUCAUCCCCGCUGGCGAAAAGGCAUCUGGUAGCAGUUAUAGUAAUAAUAACAGUGGUAUUAGUGCAACCGCCGGUGGUGAGCGUGCUGCUGGCGGUAAUAGUGGUUGUGGCAGCAGCAAUAGUGCUAGUGGUGGUGGUAGUGGUGGUAGUACUAGUAGUAACAGCAACGGCAACGGCGGCGGCGGUCUCGAUGGUUGGGAAUCGAAGCAGCAACGUGAACGUAGCAGUCGUGCCGAUUAUCGAGUUGAAAGGACAGCGAAUAGUGAUGUGCUACGUGGUGCUGGAAAUGGUUACGGCGCCACUGCUAUUCCGAGCGGUUCCAGUCGAUCAUCAUACCUAACGUCGUCACCUAGUGACAGUGAAAGAAAUAGCCAUCAUCAGAGCGGUGGCCACGGACGCAACGGCAAUAUCGCGACGGUCGCGAACGGAAAUGCCGGAAGCAACACGAACGACAUAAGCGCUGAUAGGAAGGAUCGAAGUGACAGGAGCGACAGAAACGAUCGAAGUCGCGAAGCGAGGGAAGAGAGAAAUAGGGAAAGGGAGUGCAGGAAUAGAAAUAGUGUCGUGAACGACGCGAGUGACGCGAUCUCGCUCGCUCGAAGCGAAACUUCCAGCUGCAAUGUUCAUGUUUAUAAUGAUAAUGCCAGUUCUACCGCAAUGACGAUUUCGCCGCUGACUGAUGAAUUAGAAAGGCCGGGAAGUCCUGGGGAAUAUCCCGAUUAUCUCACGUAUUACACGACAAUAAGUAACGCAAAACAGAAAAGACGUUAUAAAGAAGAGUUCUAUGCAAACUAUGAUGAAUAUUGCAGAUUGCACUCUGAAGUGGUUGUAAUCGCGAACCGCUUCAGGCAUUUGUACAAACAAUUUCUAGAGCAUAAACAAUCGGGCAAUCUGACCGAGUGCGAGGCAACCACGGAACAGAUACAGCGCGAAUAUAAGGAAAUUAAGCAGAAUCGUGUGUACCAGCAGAUGAAGACACGGUUCCAUUAUCUGCACGAUAAGCUGAGCCAUAUAAAACGAUUGAUCUUAGAGUACGAAACCGAAAACACCAUCGACACGGUGUCGAUUGCGACCAACAUUGAUAGCGGUAUAGUUAGUACUACGACUGCGAGCACUAACGUAAACCUCGAUCUCGACAGUCGGCAUUACUGACACAAACUGAAAAGACCGCCUCUUAUUCCCCGCCUCUUCCUCUCGGUUAUCGGUACGUUAUUGUCAACAUUAUUGCAAAAUUUGCAUUUUGUCGGCAAGUUCCAAGGCUGAUCCUUCACGGUCCACAUGGUUCCUGGAUUUCAUCGCCGAAAAGUCAAGUGACUUGAGGUUACAAGUUCUCAUGUAUGAUAUUCAUAAAAUAUCUCACAAUAUCAAUAUAUAUAUAUAUAUAUAUAUAUAUAUAUAUAUAUAUAUAUAUAUAUAUAUAUUGUACAUGAGACACUCUUCCUGUUGAUCCCUCUUCCUUUCUAUCUCGUGAGAGUUGACGUUGAUUGUUUGUGACGAUUUUCAAUUCGUUGGCUUCCGCCAUCAUGGCGAGUAAGGCUUGCGCACUAACUUUAACCAAUACUUCUUGGUAUCGUUUGAUGAAAGCUGACGACAAUCGGAUACAUUCAAGAAUUAGACAAAAGAGAAAGAAAAAAAUCCAUUCGGAUUAAAAAAAAAUAGUAAGUAAGGGCAUUCUAAUGACUAGCGAACCGUGAACUAUGCAUAGACGCACGGAAAUUUAAAGCUGGUCUCGCGACGACUGAUGGAAAACAUUGUUGAUAAGUAAGGAGAGAAGGCAAUGAGAAAAAAUGUUGCAGAACUUUAUAAUAAAUUACUUACCGUGCGCACGUCCAAAAAUGUGUCGUCCACUUUAAGAGAAUACGUAGAUGAAAGAAAAGAAACACAAAAAAAUAAGAUAUGAUUGCGAGAAGAGGGUCCAAGAGAUAAUAAGGCUUACCGUGUGCCACAUCUAGAUUUCUUUUUUGUCCGCUGAAAGGAGGAAAGAAAACUGGCUCGCAACACAUACACAUACACACACAUAUACACACACGAUUUAUUUACAAGCUGGCACGCAUCUUUCGCGCGCGAUUCGUGCGUUGCUUGUAGCAGCUUGAGAAAGGGCGUUUAAAAAAAAAGCGAGUUACCUUCAUACAUACGAGAGAGAGACCGUAGAACUUUGUGAUUUUAAGAUUCUUUGUUACUUCUUCGUUCUUUUUUUUUCCUUCGUUAGCGAUAAUAGAUAUGGUCGGUUGACAAAAGAAAUUAGACGAGCAAAAGAAAUUAGGCAGCCUAAAAAAUAAUAAAGAAGACCGAUAGCGCAAUAACAAUCGUAAGCAGACCAAAUGGGAUUGUAUAUUAUAUGGGAUUGUAGGUGAUUUAAAAUUGAUGAGUCUUUUAGAGGCCAAAUCACUUUGGUUUAAUAGCAAUUUUAAUUGUGAAAGGUCGUAGCAUGUCAUGUUACACUGUAAGUCUUUUAACAAUUACAAAUUUUAAUUAAAAUGAGAAAAAAUAAAUUUUAAUUGUAAGUAAAAAAAGGAAUAAAUAAUGAAGCGCUGUCAGCGCCAUUGUUUUCCUGUAAAAAGAAAAAUGAAAUUUAAAAAAAAAGUAUUGAUACUAAAUAUAUAAUAUAUAUAUAGUUUUUAUAGUAAUUAUUAACCGUCACUAAAGAACAAUAUUGUUGUGUACAGUGCCCGUAAUAAUCCGCAUAAAAAAUAAUUGUUUUAAUUACUAUUAAUGCUAAUUAUAUUGUAAUUGUAUUAAUAUUAUUUUUAAUUAUUAUUAUUGCAUAAUAAUUGUUAUUAUCAUUCAGGUAUAUAAAAUACAGACGACAUCUGAGUAUAUACAUCGCGAUGAGAUUUUCAGGUAAUCUUUUUGAGUGAAUUUGUAAUGGAAACUUACGUCAAAUUAUGUGUUUUUUUUUUUCUAAUUCGUUAUAUUAAAGAUUAUAAAACAAUUUCCAUUCAUACACUGCGUUUCCGAAAUUUAAAUUAGAUACCAAUCUGUUUUAUUUUACAUAUUUUUUAUGUGUAAUCUAACAAAGUAUUUUUUUGGUAUUUGUUAUUUUUAAUCGACCGACUAUAUAAAAGUUAGCUUAAUUUAGAGAAACACUUGUGACUCGUUUUCUAACAAUUAAUAGAUUAUACAUUUCUCAUACAUUAUUUUAAACGAUCAACUUCGCGAAAUACUGCUUUUUCCGAACAAUCAUAAUUUUUUACUGUUUCAACAAUUACAAUUACAUUUACGACAAUUAUGAAUAUAUUUACCCAAAGCCGUCCAUCGAGCCGUGGGUAUAAAAAGAGAGAAUAGUGAAAAUGUUUGUCAAAUAUAAGAUUCUUAUAAAAAGUUUACGACACGAAGACGAUUUGUUGAAUGUAACAAUGACGAAUUUGAUCGCCUCAUAUGUGUAUCUCUUCCUCGCUGAAAUUUCUUCUACACUCGUGAUUUUAUUAUUUCAGAUUAUAUGUAUAUCGCUUUUGAGCGAUGUACAUAUAUUUUUAGGAUUUUUAUUUAUAUAUUUUUAGGAUUGUCGCGUGAUAUGAAAUUUAUCAGUAAUAAGAACGUUUAGAAUGAUUAAUGAAUUAUGUGUGUUUCUCUCUCUCUCUCUUAUAUACAAUUGAAACACGCAUAAUUGUAUUAUCAUCUAAUACUUAAUCAAGUUUAUAAAUUUUAGGUUUUUGGAAUAUUAAAUAAUUACGGGUUGUUCAUCAAUUUCUCUUGGUUUAAAACUAUAAAAAUCUAGUUAUUUAUAAUUGAUUAAUAUAUAUACGCAUAUUACAUAAUAAAUAUGCUAAAUCCGUUAUGUUAUUGAAUGAAUUUUUUUAUUACAAAACACAACUGUAAUUUUCCUCGUAAUUGUGCAAUAUAAAACAUUAUAAAAGUCAUAGUGAUAUAAUCUCAAUAAGUUAAAAUGCUGUGCGAGCUCUUCUCGAGGACACGUAAUAUAAAUCACGAACAUUUCGAUUAAAAAUGUAAGGUGAAAUAUCGAAGAAUUCGCAUUCCGAAAAAACUUUUCUCUGAUCGAUUGUAUGGCACAGUAUUAAAUAUCACGAUAAGCCGCGCUAUAAUAAAAUGUAUUAAAUAUAAAUAUAUAUAUAUAAAUAUAAAUAUAUAUAUAUAUAUAUGUACGAAUAUUAAAUCUAUAUAGGAGUAUGUUUAUAUGAUGAUAUAGAUAACUAACUAAUCAUAAAAUCGAAUAUAAUUGGAAUUUCCGUUGGUUUUAUUUGAAAAUGGAGAAAUCGAUUGAUAUAUUUAAACCAUUAUAUUUGCACAAAGAUAAAUAAAUUAUAUUCUGCUCACAAAGGUCUUCUUGCCUUAUAAAUGAUGUAAUUUAAAAAAGUAUACAUAUUAUAUUAAUUUCUGCAUUUGUCUUCAAUUUUCACUUUACAUUCACCGAGUAACGAAUGAAACGAUUUUCCUACCAAUUAGCGACUUUUGUGCUGUGCCAUAUUACAGAUUUGAGUUGAUACACGAUGCUUCGAUAAAGAUUUACCGAGAAUCGAGUGCUUUUCAUUCAACAUCUGUAGUUACCACAUAUACCAGUCCUUUGUAUAUUGUACAAAAUAUUGUAAAUAGUAUUUCGCUGCAAUCACGCUGUAUAAAAAUGGAAAGGCGAUAUUCUUCGUUAACUUCGAAUUAGUACCGGAGCUUCGGUAGGAACACUCAUUUUGAUUAAUCAUCCUCGUAAGUCGACCGACCAAUCGAUUGUCUUAAUUCAACCGAGAAAGAUUAUAAAAAGUGCCAAAGAGACUGAACCGAAAUCAUGUUCAGAGAGAUAAUAGAAAAUAUGAAUAUUGAUUACGUUAACGUUAAGCGAAGCAACAGUCCGGUUUCUCUUUCGCGUUCAUCGCUUCCCAUAAGCUCGAGCGUUGUCCAGGUCCAGAUAUGUUUUUCAAUAAAUGUAAGUGCUCUUAAUGCUGCGUUCAACUUUUAACGCUUGCUCCUUGAUUAUCGUGUGAUUACAUUAUUGUUUUUGCAAGAAAAGACUAUCAUUAUUAGGGGUAGCUGUUUUUUUAAGUAGAAAGAGAAGAGGUAUAUCGUUAUAUUGUUCUCAAUUGUUUGGAAGAUGAAUUCGUUGUAGGAUUGUGCGCGCAUAUGUUUUGUUGAGAGAACGUGUAUAAAUGUAUGGGAAAAUAUCUCUCGUACGUAUAAAAGUCGUAAAUUGACGUUUACGGAAGAGAAUCAAAACUUACAAACUGAUAAAAUAAUCUCGUUCUGUGGCUCGAAAGGAGGGUUGUUCGAUAAAAAAAAAAAGGAUCGUUCGCUGAAAAAGAUUCUCCUGGGUUCGCUGAAUCACGGUGGAUAAUAGCUUUGUUUCUCUUCUGGAUACUCGCUAAACACGCAUACAUACAUACAUAUGUAUAUCCACUUAUUUCCAAGUUGCGGUAGGUAUCUGUUCAGCGUCCAGAUAGUUGAAUUCAGUGUACGCGGUGAAAGACAGUGUCCUUAUUUUUAAAUACGUGUCAAGAUACACGUUCUAUAUAUACUGCCUCUAUACUACCAUUCUAAGUGUCGUCGAGUUACGCUUCGUCCAUGAUCGGAUGAGUGGAUGCUUGGUAGACACGAUCAUAUCCGUGCUCAAAUGAUCCAAAUGACUAUCAAAGUUUAUCUAUAUUUGUCUGUCCGUCUCUCUCUCUCUCUCUCUCUCUCUCUCUCUCUCUCUUUUCUCUUUUUUCACUCAUUUUUUCUCUUUCUCGACUUGUUGAGUAAACAAAAAGUGUCCAAGUGCCAAUAUUAGCGAAGCAUGAAUUUAUUGUAUAUAAUAUGUAUGUCUACAUAGACACCUGUACGCAUAAAUAGUAUAAUCUUACAAUAUAUAUAUGUGCAAAGCGAUUGAUAAGGGACAUAUAAUACAAAUUUUCGACUACGAGAACUCGCAAGUUUCUUAAUAAUACGAUAACGACGAAAUUAGCCGAUAUACUCGAGUCGAAGAUAAGCAUAAUAUCAUGAAAUUAAAACAUAAAGUAAAAUUAAAAGUUACAUAACGUUUAUAUAUAUAUGUAUAUAACCAUCGAUCCUCCCUGUGCCUCUCUUUCUGCUCUUUUCUCACGUAUUUCGAUUGUCUAUUUUUCCUCGAAUCGAGACUCGACAUUUUUCGGAAUCUAUGAGAGUGUCAAACGAUAAUGACAAGUAUCUACUUUGGUAAAACUUUUUCAGACAAUAUAAACAUUGGAAGGAUAUCUUUUUUUCCAUAGUAGUUGAUUCUUGUUUAAUUGAAUUCCAUAGUGAAUUCCUCUAUCAAAUUUGUUUGCAUUUCUUCGAAUCGUUCCCCCCGUUCUCUCUUUACAACAAGAAAUCUCUUAACGCUCUCGAAAUACACACACACACACACACACACACACACACACACACAAAUCGAAGUAAACAUUCUUCCUUCACCGAAAGCAUCGAUGCUGAAAUAAUAUUUAACAAAUCCGCCGUAAAAUAUUUCAAUCGGAAAAAAUAAAUGGACGAAUUCAUCGUUCAGUUCCUCAUAACGAUCUGACAGAUUGAUUCUUGUAAUGAUUCUCACAUAUCUCUAGAAUCAUCAGCAUGCGAAUGCGAUUCAGCCAUUUCAGUAAAUGGACAUUUCAUUGGGGCAAGAGCGCGAGAUUAUUCGAUCGCGCGAAAGUCGUGACAUAUCAUUUUAUGAGUAUAUAUCUGUUCUUCGUUUUAUGAGAGGCAUAUCACGUGCGGAGGCAUGCAUGAGCUGCUCCGUUGCUUUCACGACCUUUGCAAAUUUUCCUGACAAAGUCUCGCCAUCAGAUCACCCGACAUAGGAGAGAAUCGAGACAGGAAACUCGCUCUCCUUCGUCCCGACAAUUUGAAAAUGCGAUGUUUAGCCUUCUGCCAACAGAGAAAAUCGGCAAGCAAAGUGCAACUACCUAUCCUAUUGUUAGUACAGGAAUUUGGUCCCGCGUAGAAUCUUCGAUCCGGAAUCAUCGCGCUCGCGGCGUUUCUUCUUUUUUUUCUUAUCGCGAUUCUCGCGGAGGCAAAGAUUCUGAUCAACAAGUUGCAAUCACUCGUACCUUUGAAUUUUGCAAUAAUCCAAUAAGUCAGUGGUUUCGAGAAAGUUCUACCUAUCGUAACUUGGUACAGCUAUAAAGGAGUAGACGAACAACGAAACUUAUUCUUUUCUCGUCACUCCUAUAUAUAUAUAUAUAUAUAUUUACUAUUUUUCAGCACUUUACUCGUUUUCCCCGUGUUACUUAUUUGCUCGAAUAGAAAAUCAAGUAUAUACAAUGGAAUCAAUGUCCUUUUUAUCUUAUAGCGAUAUACUUUUUGACUGUGAUGUGUUGUUAGGAACUUUGUAAUAAUAUAAUCGCCGAGACGAUGACACGCAUUAACAAGUUUUUUUUUUCUUUCUUUCUUUGAAAGAGCGAUGUUAACCCUCUGUCUACUGCAUACAAUUCGUUGGAUCCACGUCUGUCCUUGAAAUUAUAUACGAUUAAUUAUAAAAGGAAUAAGCAAUCCUUUGCGAUAUUUUAUAUACGCGCAUACAAAAUAUAUCUCGCGAAGUUACGAGAUCAUUCCUUUUUGUUUGAUUAUAUGAAAGAAGAGUGGCAAAGACAGAUGCGCGUUCAAUGGGGACCCAAAUAAAGAAUAUCUGUAGAUAAAGGGUUGACGCGAUGUUACAGAUACAGAGAAAGCGUCGAAGAUAGAAAUAUGGUCCAUGUGUGACCGGCUGUAGAGAUUCGCUAUAUAUAACUUAAAAAAGCGCCUUAGAGAUUAAAAUGAAUCGUGAAGAAGCGAGGGUAAGGAGAGAACGAAGAAGAGAACGAAAAAAGAGAUUGUUCGAUACGAUGAUGGUCGGACGGAUCAUCGAUUUGUAUCAAACGUUCGCGCGUUUUCCCGUCAUUAACGCCCAUAUCAGAAUAAAGAUUAAUCCGCGAGACGCUGGAGACCGAUCUCGUCAACCGUUUAAGGUUUAUAAUCAUUUAAAAUAUCGAAUUUAAUUAUUGCGAUCAAAUAUGUAAAAAAUAAAACUUCGACUUAAUUGUCGAGCAACAUUUCCGAAAUUUCAAUCAUUGUAAGUAAAGAGAUCGCACAAGAGCCUUAAGAAUAAAAAAAAUGUAUUACCGAAAAAAUAGCUUUUUGCUCUAAUUAGAAAGAAAGAAGCUAAUCAAUAUCGAUACGCAGGCUUGAAAUUUGCAAACUCGACGCGGAUAAUUUUCGCCGAAUGGGAGAGAAAUAUGGAGAGAUCGGUCACCGCGUGCUCAAUUGAAGCGAGGAGAUAUUUUGUAAGUGCUUAAAAAAAAAUAAUAAAAAAGAGAGAAAGGUCUUUUAAAAAGCGCGCUCGGAUGACUGACUAUUGUGACUUAAGAAGCGCGAAAGGAUAGUCUUAAGUUUUCAGCACCGAUUACGCGAGAGGAGAAGCGGGUGGAACGACGAGAAAAUAAACUUAUAUACGUGUAUAUAUAUAUAUAUAUAUAUAUAUAUUUAUUAUAUAUAUAUAUACACACACACAAAGAAACACACGUGUGUUUUCGUCUAAGUUUUUUGCGUUGCGACGCAAAGAGAGAAAAAAAGAGAGUGAGAGAGAGAGAGAGAGAGAGAGAGCGUGAAAGAUGAUGAUGUUUAUGAUGAUUAUGAUGACGACCGGGCGACUCAAGAUUGCAUGUAUAGGUAUACAAUGUACUACCCCGUGACUUUUAUUGAUGACGACUGCAUUGCUCCCCCUGACAAAGGCUCGUAUAUUCAUUAUAUAUAGUUGUAUUUGCAAUUAUAUUACCUAUACAUAUAUAUUAUAUUCACUAAUUAAAAUAUACAAAGCAAAAAUGAGGAUAAAGAGGAAUUAUAUUGUUAGCGAGAAGGGAUUUGUCGCGAGCUCGUUUUCGGGAUUUGUUCGCGUGGAACGUGCCGCCGAUCGAUCAGUUUAGGGAACCGCACUUUUUUUUUUUUUCCUCUUUAACUCUCCGAUACACUAUGCUCUUUUGUCAACGAAAACUUGUUCGCAUCGCCAUUUUACUUUGUGUGUAAUAAUAAUAAUAAUAACUCGGUGAUUAAGUUUUAAAUUAAGGCUAGAAGAGCUGUGGCAAUCCUCCUGUGUGUAUACUCUAUUGCGUACAACGGCAAUCAAACUAUUUAAUUAGCGUGUGUUUAAUUAUAUUAGUUAUAAUUUACGGAUAAAAGAGAAGUGAAUAAGGAGAGUUUAAUAAAUCCAAUCGGCGUUUCUCUCUGUCUCCCAAAAUCUCUUUGCGCCUUCCCGUCUUUCCAUCUUCGAUGCUACGUCGAUCUUUCCGAUCGUGUUUUCGAUUUUGUACCGGGACGUGCAAUUGUCGCUCUCGCGAAGCGAUGUCGGGGUGCGCGACUCUCCUAAUAAAUUAUUAUCAGGAUAUUUCUGCUUUUACGCGAUCGAUCUUUUCCGGGCGGUGCUCAAAAAUACAAAUUAAUAUACUUAUAAUAUAGGCAAGAUCGAGAUUAAUCUUGCUUCUCAAUUCUAUUCCUUCCGUUCCGAGUUAGUAAUUCUCGUGUUCUAGACAGCAAAGGUAUUGUGAAAUUAGUUGUACCUUGUUUGUACACAUAGCGAAAAAUUUCGUGAUAAAAACCUAAUCCGUCUGUUAUGAUUGAUAUAUUACCGGCUUUUGUUUUUGUUCUAAACUCCGUUCUAAUGAACAUCGAAUCGACGCGUCGUCAAUCUUUUCACGGUCCGUUAAAAACAAGGACAAUUAAAAAAAUGUCAGCGGUGCAAAUCGAUGGAACGUAAAAUAUUUAACUGGCCAAAGAUUUAAUUUUUAUCCUCUCGCGCGCGACCUACACAUGAUCUCCACAUUCGAUAUUUAUUUUAUCGUUUUUGUCGAAACGUGAAACGUUGAAUUCGUGCUCCAGUUCUCAGUUUCCAAACUAUUUUCGAAAUCCAAACUAUAUACCGAACUAAAAAACUUUCCUAAAUAUACACAGCGUUCCUCGCUAGGCACUCUUUUUUAAGAUCCAUUGCGCGCUAUUCAAGUUAUUUGCAUUACAAAUAAUUAAUAUUAUUUCUCUAUUCAAUGAUAUUUGUUUUGCGAUUUCUCUCGCCGAAAGAACCCGUAAUAGUUACUUCAUCACGUUCCACACGAGCUUUUCCACGUUUCCGAAUUCGGGCCGCGCUCAUGCUUUCUUUUCUAUUCGAGAAUCGUGCAUGAGAGAAAAAGCGAGGGAAAAAGCCACGCAACAAAAAAAAAGAGUGAUAGUAACAGUGGUAAAACGGAAGAGCAAGCAAAAGAGAGAAAGAGAGAAAAGCGAGUCGACUCGAUCGACGGAUACGAUACGAUACGAUACGAUACGAUGUGGUAAUUCACGCGGAUAAAGAUAUAAUAUUGAGAAAAAAACGCGUUGCUCGUAAGUUAUAUAAAUAUAAAAUAAAAUACGUUAACUUUUAAUUCAAUAAAAUUAUGAAAUCGAAAAUGAUAAUAAUGCUGAUGAUCUUCAGAUCGCUGAAGAUGAAAAUGAAUAAAGCUAACAAUGAGUUUAAAUGUGUUUGAUAUUACGCGAAUGCGAAUAAGAAAAGAAGCGAUGAGUCUUCGUUGCAUUGUGUGUUGAUUGGCAACAGGUUGUCUGUCUGCGAUUGACGAUAAUAAUCAUGCGUGCGAUGAUGAUGUGAUUUACGCGCGAACAGAUAUGUACAUAUUGGGAUCGAGCGGAGGAUCGGCGCGUUUUUUUCGUCUCUCUGGCGUUUCUCUCUGUUUGUUACACUAAUUUAAUUUGUACAUAAUUUCAACUAGCUAAACUUUUAUUGUUAAUCUCUUCCAGUUGCGUUGAUUCGAUUGAAUGCCGCGCGCGCGCGAACGAGAGAGAGAGAGAGAGAGAAAUAGAAGCAAGCGGAUUCUAUUCGAUUGUUGCGUGUGCGUAUCGCCCUUUGUCAUCGGGCGGAAAGUUUGUCUGUAAUGUAGAUCGAACGGCAAAUUAAAAUAUUAUACACGGGGAGAAAUUCGCCACGAUUGUGCGGAUUCAAAAUUUAAAACCCGUCAAACGAAGACGGUAAAAGCCGAACGCUUGUACGCGUGCAGCGAAUUAAUUGAUUUUAUAUUUUUAAAUCAAAAUUCAAUAAAUUUCGAUUGAUUUGGCGCAUUUUAAAUUCAUGUUAUAUCGCGAUGUGUAAAAAAAAAAAAUAAUGUGCAACGAUCUCUCGGGAACGAGUCGGAAAUUAAUAGGUCACAAAACACAUCCGGUGACUUCCGUCCCACACGUGCAAUACAAGUUGCGUCGAGCUUCUCGCGGGCAAUGAAAAAGAAGCUCAUCUGUUCUCCGAAAGUGUCUCAACAAUUUCUGUCCAUUUUUUCGCAAAAAUCGCAUUCGUCAAAAUGUGAUAUAUAGGAUGUUUUCGAACCUAAUAAAAUCCUGAAGAACGCUGGAAAGAUAUUUUUGUUAAAAAUCGAAUGUCAUUCUGAAAACAAAUUUUUUACUUUAACUUUUGUUGUCUAAACUUUCGAACUUAUCCUCCAAUCCAUAUAAUGCGUGAAUAAAAGGACAACUGGCGGCGAAACAUCCUAUAUAGAUGCAACAGAUGAAUAAGUAUGCAUCGAAAGAAAGAAUAAAUAUCGACUCGCUCGCGUAGAGAUCGUUUGUGGCACAAAGCACAAACGUGGUGCAUCUCGUCGAACGUCUAAUUGUAAGAGAUAUUUUCCGCCGGGUUUUUUAUGCGACCUCCAAAAAAAUAUAUCGCGAGACAUUUGCGAAAACAACUCGAAUGCCGAUUCUCCGAUUUGAAACGCAAAGAUCGGCGUUCCACGGCGCCGCGGAUAAUUGAAAUAAAAAAAAAAAUAUUAUAUUUAUUCGAACGACUUGCCAAGUUUUGUUGUAUAGAGUACGGCGAGAUAAACUCAUAAAAGGGCAGAAAAAAUCUUAUAAAAAAAAGAUGAGCGGUAAUAAAAUGGUUAAUGAUUAUGAGAAUGAUGAUCCAGCGGAUAUUUAACAAAUAUAAGUUGCAUAGCUGUGUGAGCAGUUUCACGAAAUAUUGAUGUAUAUAUUUUAAGUUUGUAUUAUAACUCUCCCCACUUAAUUUGUAUGAAAUGAAUUUCGAACAUUAAAAUCAUGAACGAAAAA
This is a messenger RNA of Cataglyphis hispanica, 13512 nucleotides long. RefSeq names its product RNA polymerase II elongation factor Ell (gene Su(Tpl)). Gene Ontology annotation, molecular function: cis-regulatory region sequence-specific DNA binding. The transcript has 10 exons. Gene Ontology annotation, cellular component: transcription elongation factor complex. The record is from RefSeq and is a predicted model, not a curated record. Bases 409 to 2685 code for a protein of 758 amino acids. Gene Ontology annotation, biological process: snRNA transcription by RNA polymerase II; positive regulation of transcription elongation by RNA polymerase II; transcription elongation by RNA polymerase II. Lineage: Eukaryota; Metazoa; Arthropoda; Insecta; Hymenoptera; Formicidae.